CGUACCCGUGCUACACUUUUCAGUCGUUUGGCGCGAUUCUUAGCGGUAACAGUUAACCGAAGGAGAGCUUGCUUGUUCGCUGUUCGAGUUAGCAAAAGUUAGAUUAAGGAACAUUUUUCUUCAGCCAGGACACGAUAUUGCGUUUGCACGCGCGUGAAAAAGAUUUAAAUUCCCGAAUGGUCCCCCCCGCAGGUACUGAGACGAAUGUGGGCUGGUGUUGAAUCGUAACGCUGAUAGAAGGGAAGAUAACCUCGCGCAGCAAUUGCGAGGGAGAGAGUAAAUUAGUAAAUAUUUAUCUUUUCCGCCCGCGGAAGCCAAGUACCGACGUAGUUAAUUUAGAUGGUAAAUUGGCGGUGAAAUUGGAACAGUCGGGGAAGAAUCAUUACACCACCAUAAAAUUUACACAGGUCGGUGAAAAACGGGAACAGUGAAUUACCCCCGCAUCUGUGAGCUGAAGGAUUUUGGAAAGUACGUCGUGGUUUUCCGAAAUAGAUUUAUCGUAUCGACCAGUGUAGCUGAAAUUGUGCUAGGGUGAACUAAUUGAAUUAGUUGGUCAGUGCGAAUUGUUCCACCGCCGAGGUAGCAACAAAGUGGGCAAAGUUUUUCAACAGUCCUUUAAAAUUCCAGGUUUUCACAACCCAAGAGGAGGUGAUUUCAUGCCCGUGUCAUGCCAUUGUCGGAUAUCGGAGAGGAAAAGUCAACGUCCACUCGAGAAAACUGAGAGUGAACCCUAAAAAUAGCUCUUCCACUUGAAAAUUAAAAUAAAGUCUUAAGUGUGGAAUCAAGCACGACCGACGGCUACGGCAAAGUGAGUGGACAACGACAAAUCCGAGCAGGAGUGGGAGUAAGCAAAAGUGGGAAAAGUUAGUUGUGUUUUUUUUUUUGUUUUUGUCAAGUGAAGGGAGAAGUGCCAGCCUUACUACAGUGUAGUGUAAACAGCAACUGUCGUGCUUGUCCUCGUCCGUGAAUAAAAGUGUAAUAUUUACACCGAGAAAUCUGCUGAACAGCUGACGCUGCUCCGGCCCCGGUGGAUGCUGAUUUCGUGUCAGAAAGAAAAGUAGUGUGAAGAAAACUCUUUUUUUUAAGACGUGUGGCAGCAGCUGUUUCGUUUCGUAGAAACGAAAGGCGACCCAUUUGGGAGGAAGAAUUUCGACUGAGCUGGUUGGAUCUUCCGAAUUGCUUCAUUACGUCAACGUCACCGAACGUCACGAACGCGAACGCUACAAAAUGAGCCAGGAACAAGCCAAACUGGAUGCCAGUAAACAGGCCGCCAGCCCGGAUGAUCUGGAUGACCUCAGCCCGAUGCCACAGACCACGGCCCCACCGGUUCGGCGACGUGGCGGCAUUUCGGCCGAACCCGUCAGCGAGGAGGAUGCCACCAGCUACGUGAAGAAGGUCGUUCCGAAGGACUACAAAACAAUGGCCGCCCUGUCGAAGGCCAUCGCCAAGAAUGUCCUGUUUGCCCACCUGGACGAGAACGAACGGUCGGACAUUUUCGAUGCGAUGUUUCCGUGCAACUUCCUGCCGGGCGAGUCGAUCAUACAGCAGGGCGACGAGGGCGACAACUUCUACGUGAUCGACAUCGGCGAAGUGGAGGUUUUCGUAAAUAACGAGCAGGUAACAACAAUUAGCGAGGGCGGAAGCUUCGGCGAACUGGCCCUGAUCUAUGGAACUCCGCGAGCCGCCACGGUACGUGCCAAAACCGACGUCAAACUGUGGGGCAUCGAUCGGGACAGCUACCGGCGCAUUCUGAUGGGAUCAACCAUCCGGAAGCGGAAGAUGUACGAAGAGUUCCUAUCGCGGGUGUCGAUUUUGGAGAGCUUGGACAAAUGGGAACGACUCACCGUGGCGGAUGCACUGGAACCGGUUUCGUUCGAGGAUGGUGAAACGAUCGUGAGGCAAGGCGAGCCAGGGAACGAUUUCUAUAUCAUUGUGGAAGGAUGUGCCACCGUUCGGCAAAAGCGAGAAGAGAACGAAGAACCCGCCGAAGUUGGCCGUCUCGGGCCCAGCGACUACUUUGGAGAGAUUGCCCUGCUGCUUGAUCGUCCCCGGGCGGCCACCGUCAUCGCGCGGGGCUCGCUCAAGUGUGUCAAACUGGACCGUGCCCGCUUCGAGCGGGUGCUUGGCCUAUGCGCGGACAUUCUCAAACGAAACAUUACCCAGUACAACAGCUUCGUUUCGCUAUCGGUCUAAAAUCGGAAUUCUAGAAGUACAUAUUUAAACACACACACCCACACACUCACACAUCACUUACUACACACAAGAAGAAGAUGAAGAGGGAGCGAAAAUUUAUGAAAAUCAAAAAAAAACAGAACGGUCGAGCCAACACAAAAUAAUAGCCCAUGUUAUAAUUAUGUAUUAGGUUUAAUUUAUUUAGCAGAAUUGUGAAAAUUUACCAUCCUUUGCAUGAUCAAGUUCGAAUCAGUAGAAUGAGAAACAUAACUCAAAUUUUGAAACAUCUCUUUAAACAUUGUAGGUUUUUAUUUACGUGAGCGUGGGCCUUGCGAGACAUUCAUAUAGAACAAGUUUACUUAAUUUAGAAGUUAGGAGGAAGCGAUUAGCACAUUUUGACAUUUAAUUGCAGAUUACGGAUUAGUGAUUCUCUAUAAUGUAAUGAUAACAAAUAUAAUAAAUAACAACACAUCAUCGACGAGCCGAAAAGAAUUAUAUAGACAUCGUACAGACAGAUACACACAAACAACACAUGCCAGCAAAAUACGUUCUAUUAUAAACUAGCAUACAAGGAAACGCCGCCGAGUUUACUAACGCAGAGUUAUCCUAUUCUGAUCGUGAAACAUUAUUAGUGUACAAUACCAUUUGAAGAGAAGAAAAAAAAAUUACAAACACUGGAAAUAUUGUAUCUGAAUCGUUUUAAAACCGACAUGCUGUGAAGAAAAAAAAAGCUGCCCGCAGCAGUGGAAAGUAAUACUAGUUAGAUAUCAUUUUCUUGCAUCAUAUUUCAACUAAGGCAAAUAGAAAUUGAUGAACACACGACGAAACAAA
This is a messenger RNA of Ochlerotatus camptorhynchus, 3003 nucleotides long. It is a transcript of the gene Pka-R1, whose product is annotated as protein kinase, cAMP-dependent, regulatory subunit type 1. Gene Ontology annotation, cellular component: cAMP-dependent protein kinase complex. Gene Ontology annotation, biological process: regulation of protein phosphorylation. The coding region runs from base 1228 to 2193 and encodes 321 amino acids. NCBI's taxonomy places the organism in Eukaryota, Metazoa, Arthropoda, Insecta, Diptera, Culicidae. The transcript has 5 exons. The record is from RefSeq and is a predicted model, not a curated record. Gene Ontology annotation, molecular function: cAMP-dependent protein kinase regulator activity.